Molecule: messenger RNA, 2529 nt
Organism: Diospyros lotus (date-plum)
Lineage: Eukaryota; Viridiplantae; Streptophyta; Magnoliopsida; Ericales; Ebenaceae
Product: translation initiation factor IF3-1, mitochondrial
Exons: 8
Coding region: 463-1905 (480 amino acids)
Biological process (GO): translational initiation; ribosome disassembly
Molecular function (GO): ribosome binding; translation initiation factor activity
Source: RefSeq, a predicted model, not a curated record
UUCCCCCUCUGCAACUUCGCCUCUCGGCCCCUGCCCUUCUCCCUCUCGCUUUCGCUCGUUGCCCUGCCUCUCUCUCGCUCCAUCACUCCUGGCUUCCCCCUCGCCUCUCGCUGCUCGCCUGCUCCGUCGCUCCCUGCCUCUCUCUCGCUCCAUCGCUCGCCCUCGUGGCCGGUCACCGGUGGCUCGCUCUCCGUCGCUUCGUCUUCGUUUCGCACCCUCGCCGGCGAAACUCUACUAUUCGGGGCCCAUUUUUACAUUUCGCCUCAGGGCCCCAAAAUAUCAGGUACGGCACUGCAUUCACGGCCUCUGUUCUCGCUUUCCCUCAUCGAAUAUCCGAGCGCUUUAAGCUCGGAGCAACUAGUUCUCCUCCGCCACAUUGAACCGGGAAUGCAAUCGCUCUUUGUACGUGUGUGAAAAAACUGGGAACCAAGAAAGCCGCAGAAAGAAAAAAAAUAACAAAGGAUGGCAUCUUGGCGCGGAAUCAAGCCGUCGAAACUAAAAUUAUUGUCUAAUCAGUUCAGAAGAUGCUACGUUCAAGUCCCUGGGCCAGCUCUGGCCAAUCAAACUGCUUCACGUACAAUAAUUCCGGCUCUGGAUAACCCUAAUUCGGUUAUUCACAAGAGUCGAAUUGAGUUUGGUAACGUCAGGUUCUACGCCGCUCCGGUGCAGGCCAAGUCGAAGCAGGAAGAGAAAGACGCGGGAGGGCCGCGGUUGAACGAGCAAAUCAGGGCGGAGUUUGUCAGGAUUGUCAGCGACGAAGGGCAUUGUGUGGUUUCGAGGUGGGAAGCUCUAGAACGUGCACGGAGUCUCAAGCUUGAUUUAGUUGAGGUUCAACGAAAUGCUAAACCCCCUGUUUGCAAACUCAUGGACUACAACAAGGAAAAGUACAAGCAACAAGUCAAGGAAAAAGACCGUUCCAAAAACAAGUCUGAAUUGACUUUACGCAAAGGUGACUGCAAAGAAGUCAGGUUUUCUGCUAAGACGGAGCAAAAAGACCUUCAAAUGAAAGCAGAUACAAUUAAGAGAUUGAUGGAGCGUGGUUAUCGGGUCAAGUGUGCAGCCAUGGGUACUGAAGAGCAGGACUUGGGAGGACUGUUAAAUCGUCUUUCUGCUUUGAUUGAAGAUGUUUCUAUAAUAGAAAGUGGACCGAGAGUGGAAAAAAAACAGGCAUACGUUAUUGUCAGGCAUGUCAAGUUUGGCCCAUCGAAGAAGGGGUCAGGAAAGAAAACAUCCAAAGUCGCUUCAUCGGAAGUUCACUCUUCUCCCCUUAGUCAAAACAACUUCCACUCUGAGGAAAUUGUGGAUGCUGCUGAAUCAGGAGCCGAAGCAGAGGAUGAAAUCCAUACAGACGAGCCAGAAAAGAGAAACCCUUCUUGGUCAGUGUUUGAUGCGGAUGAUGGUUCCGACAAUGUGUUUGAUUUUCGGGGUGGUGACAAGGCUGCGCAACACUCUGGAGAAUCUUCUCCCCUUAAGGCUCCAACAGGUAUAGAGAAUAGGUACAGAAGGCAGACAAGCAACACGAAUCCAUCUACAAAAUCGAUGGAUCUUAAAGGCUUUGGUUCAAGAGAUUCAACAAGAUCAGUUCCUAAAUCAACCACCCCCCAUCAGAGGCAGUCGCAAUUCUUCCCAGAUGCCUCGCCCACAAGAAAAAUUGAGCAGUUGGAAACGGAUGCGUCCGUCAUUCAGCAAGAGCAGUUGCAUCGCAGUGCUCCCGACUCCUCAUCGCCUGGCUAUGGUAUGUUCAGCACUCCAAAACCCAACGAUUUGGCCCAGAAAAAUGGUACACCGGCAGGAGUUAAUAGGUACAAGGCAGGAAAUAAUUUUGAUUCGACCAGACAUAAUCCUAGUCCUCGGGGCGACUCUUCAAGGUUGAACCGAGAUCGCCAAGCUAAGUUUCAACGUUAGCAUAAAAAUGCUUAUGAUGAGCUGUCUGUCCCUGCUUUGCCAAUAAAUUCUCCGCUGAAAUUCCCUACACCUCCUACACGUUGCGCCGCUUACUUCCCAUAAGUCGUGAGAUGCUCGUGUUUGAUUGAGCAAGAUAUAUAUAUAUGUUAUUGAAGAUGAAUUUUUUAAAGGCAUCCAAGGCCAAGGGUACCUCACCUCCCCUGGAAGGUCACUGCACCCCUCCCUCUUCCUUUAAAUGGCACCGCAUCCCCAUUUGUGUUAUAUUGGAUGUACAAAUUGAAGCAAAGCCCCCCUCUUGGCGGGGCAGGGGCUGCUAUAAUUUUCACAUUUUUUGCAUCAAAUUAAUUUAUUCCUUAAUUGAACAAAAUGGAUUAUGCAGGGUGCUGCUGAGGUUUCGGCUUCAUGGUAUUUGUUUUUGCAGGCGACUUUGCUUCUACUCGUUUGCAAAAAGGAGGCUUCAAUUAUUCAAAUUCGUAUGACAAGUCAAAGAACCAAGUUUACCAUUUCUAUUAUUAUAAUUAAUCUUAUUAUUGCGGACAAAAUCAUAUAUAGUUGCUAACAAAAGAGAGAAAAAAAAAAAAAAAAAAAACGUUGACACUAAAAUGUUUAUUUUAUUAUCCAUAA